Messenger RNA from Ichthyophthirius multifiliis, 1818 nucleotides. RefSeq lists its product as hypothetical. NCBI's taxonomy places the organism in Eukaryota, Ciliophora, Oligohymenophorea, Hymenostomatida. The transcript is spliced from 2 exons. Gene Ontology annotation, cellular component: lysosome. Gene Ontology annotation, molecular function: cysteine-type endopeptidase activity. The record is from RefSeq and is a predicted model, not a curated record.
AAAAAAAGAAAAAAAAAAAUGAUAAAAACACAUAAAAAAAUAAUUCCAAUAAUUCUAUUAAUCCUUAUAUAAACAAUAAAAGCCGAUUUACCAAUCCAUUGUUUAAAAAAUUAGGUAACAGGAUACUGGAUCCUCUAACGAGGAAAAAUUGAAGCCACAAAUAAUGAGCGAAAAAUGGUUUCAUGUGGUCAUUAAUCUCCUGAUAAUGAAAAUACAAGCUAUAAAGCUUUAAACGGAAAAUUAGAUGUAGUUGAAAAUGAAGAAAUAAUAAAAAUAAAUCCCGAUUUUACAGUUUCUGGUGAUAAAGGAACAGGUAAAUGGACAUUAAUAUAUGACGAAGGUUGGGAAAUAGAUUAUAAUAAUACUAAAUAUACCCAUUUUUUCAAAUAUUAUAAUUAAAAUGGUAAUUAUAAAACCGAUUGUGAUAACACACUUGUUGGUUGGUUUAAUUCUUAUUCAGUUUCUUAAAGAGGAUGUUCUAUUGCUAAAAAAAAAGACUAAAUGUAAAAUAAUAAUAACGUAAAUGAAACUGCUCCUAAAAAUCUUAGUAUAGUAUAACCCAAAAACAUUGAAAAAAAGCCUUCAACAGGUAUUUUUGAUGAUAAUGAUGGACUUUUUGGUUAAAAAAAUACUAAAAAAAACUCCAUUUAUAAUAAUGAUCUUUUUGAUGAAAAUAAAAGCUUUUAUAAUGAUAAUAAAGAUGAUCCUUUAUUUAAAAAAAAAGAUGAUUUAUUUAAAAAAAACGACGAAAUAUUAAAUAAACACAAUGACUAUUCUUGGAGUUCUGAAAAUAAUUCUUCGUAUUAUUAUUCAUUUUCUUAACUAUAAUCUACUAAAUCAUCAAAACAUUUAUCCCAUGAAUAAAUAAUUACUAAAUUAAACUCAAUUAAAGGAAAGACCUGGAAAGCUGGCCUUUCGAAAAAUUUCGAAGGCUUUUCGAUGUAAAAAAUGAACACUUAUGCUGGUUCAAAAAGACAUUAAUAAAAACAUCAUAUAAAUAAAAAAGAAGUUUUCAGUUUUGCUCAGAUAAACAAAAAUAAUGUAUAAUACUCUCAUUUUUCACGUGAAAAUCUAUCUGAUUUACCUAAAAAUUUCGAUUGGGUAAAAGAUUCUCCAAGAGUAAUUGAGUAAAAAGACUGUGGGAGUUGUUAUGCUAUAGCCACGACUAAUAUGUUGACUGCUAGAAAUAAAAUCACUAAUAGAGACAAUGUAUAGUUCUCAGCAUAGCAUUCUUUAGAUUGUAAUUAUUAUAAUUAAGGCUGUUAAGGUGGAUAUGGAUUUCUUACUUCUAAAUUCUUUAGUGAAUUUGAACUUGUACCAGAAAGCUGUCAUCCAUAUAGGGCCACUAAUGGUUCAUGCAAUACAUGCGAUGUUGAUAAAUUAGAAUAUGUAUACAGAGUUACUGAUUAUGGAUACAUAGGAGGUGCUUAUGGGAAAUGCAGUGAGAGAUUAAUGAUGGAAGAAAUACAUAAAAAUGGCCCUAUAGUUGUAUCUUUUGAACCAGCGAUGGACUUUAUGUAUUAUCAAGAAGGUAUCUAUCACUCUGUAGAUGCUAAUGAUUGGAUUUUAGGUGAUGAAGAUAAAUUACCUUAAUGGGAAAAAGUAGAUCAUUCGGUAUUAUGUGUAGGUUGGGGGGAAAAUGAAGAUGGAAAAUAUUGGCUUGUUUAAAAUUCUUGGGGAGAAGAUUGGGGAGAAAAAGGUUAUUUUAAAAUAAGAAGAGGAACAGAUGAAAGUAAUAUUGAAAGUAUGGGAGAAAGGGCUUUUAUUAAAAAAGAAAAAAGAUAAAAAGUUUUCUUAUAAAAAUAAUCUAAAUACUGA